Molecule: messenger RNA, 1293 nt
Organism: Funneliformis geosporum
Lineage: Eukaryota; Fungi; Glomeromycota; Glomeromycetes; Glomerales; Glomeraceae
Source: the annotation of a GenBank genome assembly
AUGUCAAAAAAUUAUUACACAAUAUUAGGAGUUAGUCAAAAUGCAACUCCGACAGAAAUAAAAAAGGCUUAUCGCAGAUUAUCCAAACAAUAUCACCCCGAUAAAAAUCUUGAAAUUGGUGAAGCAUAUGAGGCUUUAACAAGAACUUCAACAGCCUCUUCUACCGCACCAAGAAGCGGAUAUUUUUCUAAAAAGUCUGGUUUUGACCCCUUUGAGGAAGUUGAAAAAAAGUUUAGAGAACGUGAAAGAGAAAUGAGGGAUAGAGAUGAAAAAGAGGAAAAAGAAAGAGAAGAAAGAGAACGGCAAACAGCAGAAGAGAAGGAAGUAAAAAUCCGAGAGGUAGAACAAUUUUUUACCGAGUAUGGGGUUUCUAUUUCUGAAUUAAACAGUGAUUUAAAGAUUGAAAUUAACCGAGUCGCUGCUAAAAAAAAUUAUUAUUAUUCGCCCCGAGAAAAUUCUAAUGAACCUCAACAUCAUUAUCAUUUCCCUCCCAAUGGAAAAGGAGAAUAUGAUGAUUUCAGGGAUAAACACGAUAAAGGACAAGGAUAUUCUCCCCAUGGUUAUGAUAAGGAUAACCAAAGAGAAAGAUUUGAACGAGGACCCUCUUUUGUCAAUGAUUUAGAUGAGAAAAUUAAUUGUUUGAGGAAAGAAAUUGAAUUUCAAAAAGAAUUAUUGGCUAAAAAUAAUUUUUCAGAAGAUGAAAAACGAAAGCAACAAAAAAUUAUUUACAAUUUGGAACAAAGUUUUGCAGAAUUAAAAAAUAUACAACAAGAAACCGAAAUCGAACGAUUGAAAAAAGAUAAAGGUCAAACCCAAGAUACCCCAGAGCAAAAACAAAAACGACGAGAACUAGCCCAACGAGAGGAUGAAUUAAAUCAGUUAGCAAAAGACAAACAAGAACAAUUAAUUAACCAAGUCAACCAGUUGAAAACUGAUAAAACCAAAGCAAAGGAAUUAAAUGAUAGCAUUAGUGAAUUAAAAAACCUAAUUCAAAAAUUAGAUAAAGAAGUUCAAGAAUUAAGUGCUGAAAUUUCCCAACUAAGAAAUAAAAAUGAUAAUUCUCCGGAAAAUCAGGCUUAUUUAGUCUUUGCAGAAAAUAUUUUGAAAGAUAAAACUUCCCAGUUAGCCCAGUUAAAAGGUGUUAUCAAUUCUAAUUCUCAAAAUACAGGCAAAAAUGAUAAUGAUUUUCCUAUUAGUUUGGUGAUUAUUGGUGGUGGAGUUUUAUUGGCAGUAAUAGGAAUUAUAGCAUUGGUUGCUAUCAAAAAGCGAAAAAUGAAAAAAUUUUCCCGCUAG